GUUUCUGAUUGAUGAUUACUGUCACCCAUGAUCCCAUCUGCUGCCCCUCUUGGCCUCAUUUCUCCUCCAAUCUAUCUGCGUCUUCGUCUUAAAGAUUAUCGCCUCCCCCACCUGCUCUUUUUCUGGCUGUCUGACCGUUUCUCACCCUCUUGUCUCUCAUCAUCCUUUCUCUCCACUCUUUCACGUCUGCUCAUCUGUCUUAAGUGGUUCUUGACCGAUAUAAAAGCAAUUACUGUGAACCUCUCCACUCAACUAUCGAACUCUCCCCUUACUCCGUACUUUUUCGCCGAUCUGGGAUAUCGUUCCGAGAUUCCGCUUUUCGACGCCUCAAGUUCCCAACAAUAACAACAGCGAGGCAAUUCAUCACUCAGACACCAACAAAUCACAAGACUAUGCGGGUUUGAGCUGCAGAUAUUAAAGGUGGUGGAAGAAUCUGGGCUUGAAUUGUCUAUUGAUCCACAAUGGCCUGCGCAACGCAAUCUGUGACCCUCGAGUCGUAUCCAGAUGCUACCUCAACAUCUUUUGCGCCAACUCCCAGUGAGGAAACCAAUCUUUUGCGCGAUCGACGGCGUAGGCACUCGUUCCAUACGGCUCGGCGGCUGUCUUGUGACUACGAUGGCGACGCUAUUUUCCUGAGGGUUGAGCUCUUCCUAACGGAAUUAGAGAGACGCAUGCAUUGGAUCGAACAGUAUCGAAAGUCGCACAUGGUUCAGAUCGACUCGAGCCUUCGCAGAGCGUAUGCAACACUUGAAGCCGUGAGAGACUCAUGCUCCUACGCCUCCGGGGAGCUUAUGGGAGGUGGAAAGAAAAGAGCCAAGAUCUUGGUUGAAACCCUCGAGGAUCGCUACAACGAUGCGCUGGCUACGAAGGAGACGCUGGAGCAAAAGGCUCAAGCCGGAGUACGCCUGAUGGAGUCCUUCCUGGUAGAGCUGGAAUCUCGAGCCCAUGCGGUUCGCGAUCGCGGUAUCUAUGGCGCUCUGGACGAUGGAUGGAAGGCGGUCGACUCGAAGUUGGUGCACGCUCGUGAGGUGGUCGACGAGGGGAUAGAACAAGCGCGACGAGCCAAGGAUUCGCUACGCGAGAGCAUUAAUCGUGCCAUUUUACUAGCUCAAGAGCAGCGGUUGAUCACCUACGCUGACCUUCCUCAGCCGUGGCGAAUCAAUCCCCAUAUCUUGCAGGGAUAUCGCUUUUCAUCAUCGAAGGUGGAAUGUCUCAAGUCAGUCUUCAGCUUCUGCAACGAAACGGUCAAUAUCUGGUCGCACCUCAUCGGUCUCUUCAUUGUCCUCUCGGUCGCCUUCUACUUUUACCCUCUCAAUCCUAAUUUCCACCUGAGCACCAAGACCGAUGUGGCGAUUGCUGCUGUAUUUUUCUUUGCUGCGUGCAAGUGUCUGGUCUGCAGUACCCUGUGGCACACCAUGAACAGCAUUGCUAACCAGCCUCUGAUGGAGAAAUUUGCAUGUGUCGAUUACACAGGGAUCUCGCUUCUGGUGGCUGCCUCUAUUGUGACGAUCGAGUACACGGCUUUCUACUGCGAGCCCGUUUCUCGCUGGACAUAUAUUCUGCUGACCAUGUCGCUCGGAAUCGGCGGUGUCAUUCUGCCCUGGCAUCCCACGUUUAAUCGCAAUGACUUGGCUUGGGCUCGUGUGGCAUUCUAUGUGACACUUGCGCUUACAGGAUUUGCGCCCUUGUUCCAGCUCACUUAUACCCGUGGAUUCGCCUGGUGUCUUUAUUUCUAUGCUCCCGUCAUGAAGAGUAUCCUGGUCUACUUUGCCGGAGCCUGUAUCUACGCCUCUCAGGUUCCUGAGCGGUGGCGUCCUGGACUUUUCGACUACUUCGGUGGCAGCCACAACAUCUGGCAUCUGGCUGUGCUCGGUGGUAUUCUGUUCCACUACUGCGCCAUGCAGGAUUUGUUCGCUAAUGCCUUCGUUCGAGCUAAGGGAGAAUGUCCCAGCUUGACGGCAUGAAUGGCUUCUGAACAAAUAAUUCAGCGCUCAGCGCACGAUCGGCUACGAAUGAGAUUCUACGACAUUUUCUGAUUGCCAUACACAAAAGCAUUUAGACAUUGAGCCCAAGGACUUACGGUCACGUAUCGGUCAGCGGUUGACUCAGUCCCCUGCAAGUCCUUGUUAUAGACUUCUUCAAGCACUGAUUUUGAGCUCUUGCUGCUGAGUUAUUGCGAUUGCAUAGGGAGCGUUGCUCGUUUUGCUGAUGUUGUGCUUACACUUACCGGUUCUCUCGAGAUCCCUUCUUGUAAAUACUACUCCUGCUGGAAUCUCUCCGCCUUGUAUAGCUGCUUGUGCAUAUCUCAGAGACCAGAUACUGUUCUUAAUUUCUAGCUGCUUCGUUGUUCUUUUAGUCGAACCUAGGUUUUUUUGCCACUUGCUGCCAUUUAAUUGAGUACGUACAUC
Aspergillus novofumigatus IBT 16806 is the source of this 2408-nucleotide messenger RNA. RefSeq names its product hemolysin III family protein. Gene Ontology annotation, molecular function: signaling receptor activity. The coding region runs from base 462 to 1964 and encodes 500 amino acids. The transcript has 2 exons. Lineage: Eukaryota; Fungi; Ascomycota; Eurotiomycetes; Eurotiales; Aspergillaceae. Gene Ontology annotation, cellular component: membrane. The record is from RefSeq and is a predicted model, not a curated record.